Molecule: messenger RNA, 1512 nt
Organism: Alexandromys fortis (reed vole)
Lineage: Eukaryota; Metazoa; Chordata; Mammalia; Rodentia; Cricetidae
Gene: Kcnv1
Product: potassium voltage-gated channel modifier subfamily V member 1
Exons: 3
Coding region: 1-1512 (503 amino acids)
Biological process (GO): protein homooligomerization; potassium ion transmembrane transport
Cellular component (GO): membrane; voltage-gated potassium channel complex
Molecular function (GO): voltage-gated potassium channel activity; protein binding
Source: RefSeq, a predicted model, not a curated record
AUGGAUCUGUCACCCCGCAACCGGCCGCUGCUAGAUUCCUCGUCGCUGGACAGCGGCUCGCUGACCUCGCUGGACUCCAGCGUAUUCUGCAGCGAGGGCGAAGGGGAACCCUUGGCUCUGGGGGACUGCCUCACGGUCAACGUGGGCGGCAGCCGCUUCGUGCUCUCGCAGCAGGCUCUGUCCUGCUUCCCGCACACGCGGCUGGGCAAACUGGCCGUGGUGGUGGCCUCCUACCGCCGCCUAGGAGCCCUGGCUGCGGCUCCCAGCCCCCUGGAGCUUUGUGAUGAUGCCAACCCUGUGGACAACGAGUACUUCUUCGACCGGAGCUCACAGGCAUUCCGCUAUGUCCUGCACUAUUACCGCACUGGUCGCCUGCACGUCAUGGAGCAGCUGUGCGCUCUCUCCUUUCUUCAGGAGAUCCAGUAUUGGGGCAUCGACGAACUCAGCAUCGACUCCUGCUGCAGGGACAGAUACUUCAGGAGAAAGGAGCUGAGUGAGACGCUUGACUUUAAGAAGGACACGGAUGACCAGGAGAGCCAACAUGAGAGUGAGCAGGACUUCUCACAAGGACCUUGUCCCACUGUCCGCCAAAAGCUCUGGGAUAUCCUGGAGAAACCUGGGUCUUCCACAGCAGCCAGGAUCUUCGGAGUAAUCUCCAUCAUUUUUGUGGCAGUGUCCAUCGUCAACAUGGCCCUGAUGUCAGCUGAGCUAAGUUGGCUCAACCUCCAGCUGUUGGAGAUCUUGGAAUACGUGUGUAUAAGCUGGUUCACCGGGGAAUUCCUCCUGCGUUUCCUGUGUGUGAAGGACAGGUGCCGCUUCCUGAGGAAGGUGCCGAACAUCAUAGACCUCCUUGCGAUCUUGCCCUUCUACAUAACUCUUCUGGUAGAAAGUCUGAGUGGCAGCCACACCACACAGGAGCUGGAAAACGUGGGGCGUUUGGUCCAGGUUUUGAGGCUCCUCAGGGCUCUGCGCAUGCUGAAACUGGGAAGGCAUUCUACAGGAUUGCGCUCACUUGGGAUGACAAUCACCCAGUGCUAUGAAGAAGUUGGCCUACUGCUCCUGUUUCUAUCUGUAGGAAUUUCUAUAUUUUCUACCAUAGAAUACUUUGCAGAGCAAAGCAUUCCUGACACAACCUUCACAAGUGUUCCUUGUGCAUGGUGGUGGGCCACAACAUCAAUGACUACAGUAGGAUAUGGGGACAUUAGGCCAGACACCACCACAGGCAAAAUCGUGGCCUUCAUGUGUAUCCUGUCAGGAAUCCUUGUCUUGGCCUUGCCUAUUGCCAUUAUUAAUGAUCGCUUCUCUGCUUGCUACUUCACCUUGAAACUCAAGGAAGCAGCCGUGAGACAGCGUGAAGCUCUCAAGAAGCUUACCAAGAACAUUGCCACUGACUCCUAUAUCAGUGUUAACUUGAGAGAUGUCUAUGCCCGGAGCAUCAUGGAGAUGCUUCGAUUAAAGGGCAGGGAAAGAGCAAGUACUAGAAGCAGUGGUGGAGAUGAUUUUUGGUUUUAA